AUGGGAGUAAAUGGUGCCCUUGGUGCUGACGGAGGAAACCCAAGUGACAUUGGCAAGCUGGGCAAUAGCAUCGGCAGAAGAAAACUAGGCGUCAGGUGCACAAGCGAAGCCAAAGGUGGCAUGGGCAAUGCCAGGUACACGGGCAACGUCGGAGGUAGCGCUGGUAAUGUUAGAAGCGGCCUGGGCGGCGCCAGGGGCUUGGGUGAUGUCAGAGGGAACGCAGACGGCACCAGAGGUGGCCUAGGCAGCGUUAAGGGCUUGGGUGAUGCUAGUGGACAACGUCAGGGGUGCAGAGCGCCCAUUCUAACGGAGGCAUGA
Messenger RNA from Ilex paraguariensis (yerba mate), 318 nucleotides. NCBI's taxonomy places the organism in Eukaryota, Viridiplantae, Streptophyta, Magnoliopsida, Aquifoliales, Aquifoliaceae. The record is from the annotation of a GenBank genome assembly.